Messenger RNA from Paramisgurnus dabryanus, 1164 nucleotides. Lineage: Eukaryota; Metazoa; Chordata; Actinopteri; Cypriniformes; Cobitidae. The record is from RefSeq and is a predicted model, not a curated record.
AUGGAAACCUACCGAAAAACACACCCUUUAAUUAAAAUUGCUAACGAUGCACUAGUUGACCUACCAGCCCCCUCCAACAUUUCAGUAUGAUGAAAUUUUGGCUCAUUACUAGGGCUGUGUUUGAUUACUCAAAUUCUUACAGGACUAUUCCUAGCUAUACAUUAUACAUCUGAUAUCACUACUGCUUUUUCAUCCGUAGCUCACAUCUGCCGAGAUGUAAAUUAUGGAUGACUUAUCCGAAACAUCCAUGCCAACGGAGCAUCAUUCUUCUUUAUUUGCAUUUAUAUUCAUAUUGCGCGAGGACUAUACUACGGAUCAUACCUCUAUAAAAGAAACCUGAACAUCGGAGUUGUUCUUCUACUUUUAGUUAUAAUAACAGCAUUCGUAGGUUAUGUCCUCCCAUGAGGACAAAUAUCCUUCUGAGGGGCUACAGUAAUUACUAAUCUUCUAUCCGCAGUUCCCUAUGUAGGAAAUACUUUGGUUCAAUGAAUCUGGGGAGGGUUCUCAGUAGAUAAUGCAACAUUAACACGAUUCUUUGCCUUCCACUUCCUCCUGCCAUUUAUUAUUGCUGCAGCCACCAUCCUCCAUCUUCUGUUUCUUCAUGAAACAGGCUCAAACAACCCCAUAGGACUUAACUCGGACGCAGACAAAGUUUCAUUCCACCCCUACUUCUCUUAUAAAGACCUACUCGGAUUUGCAGUAGUUCUGCUUGCCCUCACAUCCUUGUCGUUGUUCUCCCCCAAUCUCCUAGGAGACCCAGACAAUUUUACCCCCGCAAACCCACUAGUAACACCCCCUCACAUCAAGCCAGAGUGGUAUUUCUUAUUUGCCUACGCUAUUCUACGAUCAAUUCCCAAUAAACUCGGUGGUGUCCUAGCCCUAUUAUUCUCCAUCCUAGUCCUAAUAGUAGUGGCCUAUUCUUCACACUUCAAAACAACGAGGCCUAACAUUCCGACCAAUUACCCAAUUUCUCUUCUGAACGCUCGUAGCCGACAUGCUUAUUCUUACAUGAAUUGGAGGCAUGCCAGUAGAACACCCAUUUAUCAUUAUUGGACAACUUGCAUCCAUUAUUUACUUUACAUUAUUUCUAGUCCUAAUUCCACUGGCGGGAUGACUAGAAAACAAGGCAUUAGAAUGAGCCUGCCCUAGUAGCUUAGCCACAAA